AUGGCCAAGAUUUUUCGGAAAUUCAAUGAAAUGCUUCAUCAAGGUGGCUAUGAUCAAGCUCAUGUGAAAGUCGUUCCGUGGGAUCAUCCCGUUGGUAACCGUGUCAAGUAUCUAUUUCGCAAGCAACGUGGUGUAAACCUUGGAUCCUGGUUCGCUCUCGAGAGCUGGCUCACGGGAAGCUUAUUUAAAAAUGCUAAGGAGCCUAGUAGCUGUGAUAUUGAUCUUGUGAAAGGCAUGAAGCCAGACGAUGCCAAAGCACUGCUUGAAGAUCAUUGGGACAACUUCAUCAAUGACGGAGAUUGGUCAUGGAUGAAGGCUCAUGGCAUCAAUUCUGUCCGCAUCCCUAUUUUAUAUCCGCAUUUUCUUGCAGGAAACCCGAAGCACAAAAAAUUGCUUAAAGGUACUGAGUAUGGUCCAUAUGACUUUGUAUAUGAAGGCGCGUGGAAACGCAUUGUUAAAGCAAUCGAGAAAGCUAGAUCUCUCAAUAUCGGUGUACUCAUUGAUGUGCAUGGUGUUCCUGGCGGUCAAAAUGGUGAUAGCCACUGCGGUAAAAGUGAUGGAAAUGCCGGGUUCUGGCAUGGAUCGCAUGCCUCAUCUAACAGAAAGGUGACAAUCAAAAUUCUCGUGGCUCUGGCUGAGGCUAUUUCUUGCUUUGAGAAUGUAAUUGGACUUGAGCUUAUGAACGAGCCACAAAAUCACAAUGCACUCGAGAGCUUCUAUGCGGAAGCGAUCAAAAGUAUUCGAUGUUCUUCAAAACCCGAUGCUGCCAGCAUGCCCCUCUAUGUCGGUGAUGCCUGGGAUACUAAUCACUACACACAUUACGUGGGAAAGCAUACUAGCUGUGAUAAUCCACUUGUGGUGGAUCACCACUUAUACCGCUGCUUUACACCGAAUGAUCAUAAGACAACAGCAGCAGCUCAUGCGAAUCAUUUGGACGUUGAGCAUCACGGCAAAACUGCAGUUUGGCUCGAGCAUAUGGCGAAUAACGCCAAAAACUCCAUCAUUAUUGGUGAAUGGAGUGGCGCUCUGAACCCUGGGUCAUUUCAAGGCUGCAAUGGCAAGCUUGAGGCUCGUAAGCAAUGGUCUUUAGCUCAAUGGCGAGCCUUUGAAAAGCUUACGGCUGGAUAUUAUUAUUGGACGCUAAAAAAAGAGGGGGGGCCUGACCCAGGCUGGUGUCUUUACACGGCCAUUGAAAAGGGUUCUAUGCCACCUUCCCUGAACCCCUUGGAUGACACGCAUGUUGACCUUAAUUUAUUGAAAAUUGAAGGAGAGAAGUGCAGAGAGCAGGGCUACAUGAAGCAUGUGAAAUACUGGGACAAUAAGGGAGGCCAUUUUGAUCAUGAGCAAUAUAACGCUGGGUUUAAAGUUGGUUGGUUCGAUGCUUUGGACUUUCUUGCUGAUGGUGCUGAAAUCGGAUUGCCUUUUCAGUUGGUCCAAUAUCGUAUCAAAUCUUAUCGUAAGGAUCAUGAUCAUAAGUUUAUUUGGGAGUUCGAGCAUGGUUAUACGCAAGCCCUGAACGCAUUCCGUAGAGUUCUGUACGCCUAA
Malassezia restricta is the source of this 1545-nucleotide messenger RNA. RefSeq names its product glycoside hydrolase family 5 protein. The record is from RefSeq and is a predicted model, not a curated record. Gene Ontology annotation, cellular component: cell surface; extracellular region. Gene Ontology annotation, biological process: glucan catabolic process. Gene Ontology annotation, molecular function: glucan endo-1,6-beta-glucosidase activity. The transcript is spliced from 2 exons. Bases 1 to 1545 code for a protein of 514 amino acids. Lineage: Eukaryota; Fungi; Basidiomycota; Malasseziomycetes; Malasseziales; Malasseziaceae.